This is a messenger RNA of Eleginops maclovinus (Patagonian blennie), 6227 nucleotides long. RefSeq names its product chloride channel, voltage-sensitive 2a (gene clcn2a). The record is from RefSeq and is a predicted model, not a curated record. Bases 981 to 3953 code for a protein of 990 amino acids. Gene Ontology annotation, molecular function: voltage-gated chloride channel activity. Gene Ontology annotation, cellular component: plasma membrane. Lineage: Eukaryota; Metazoa; Chordata; Actinopteri; Perciformes; Eleginopidae. The transcript is spliced from 24 exons. Gene Ontology annotation, biological process: chloride transport; transmembrane transport.
GGUUGAGAAGGUAUAUUAGCUGUCAAAGACAUGGAUAAGAGAAAACAUGAGGCAAUGCACCAUCCAUCCUCAUUUCAGACACACGUGUUCAACACCAUCAUCCCAGCUCAGCCUGAAGACUGAGCCCCUGAUCUUUUCUAUUUUGCCCAAGACGUUUAUUCGUGCCAUAAUUAAGACGCAUGCCGUCUAAUAUUAAACCCCAAGAGAGUGUGCGCUUGUGUGUGCUGUAUACAAAAAGAGAGAGGGGGAUAUGCCGAAAGGGAGAGAGGAGAGCUUCAACACUUUACGGUUUGCUUUCGCCCCUCCAAGCCUCCUGCUAUCUCUGCCGACAAACCCCACUGCCACUAAUUAAGACGAAUGCGCGCCGCGGCUCCGCAGACAAUGACCGGAGCGCCUGGAUUUCUGCACACAAGGAGAAAACUGCGGGCCAUGGAACUGACGGUACCCGCAAUGCAUCACGGACACGACACCCGGUACCCCGCUGCCUGCCUCCCACCUCAAGUGGAACAGAUGAGUAGACUGUAGCGUCUUUUCAUAGAGUUUAUUUUCCUCACAAUCCCAUUCAGCCGCGCUCUCAGACGGCUGAAUUGUGUUGCUCCUGGUCUCCAAAGCAGCCAGCAGCUGCCUGCCCCGCUGUGCGCAGUUUUGGAGGCGCAACACCGGUAAUUACGCGCCGUGUUGACAAGUUUGGCGCGGUGCUGCAUGGUUUGCGCAUCAGCGACGGGCCAGUUUGUGGGAUCUACCAAGAUUUUUCUCCGGUUGAGUGAAGUGUGAUUUCACCGGGAACCUUUUGGAGCCAUUCGUUGCCCGAUCACUACAUCCAUUAGUGUGCGCACUGCAACCUGUAGCUGUGUGCCCUUUCAUUUCAGUUUUUAUUCCGUCAAGGCACAAUGGAGGGACAAAGCUGACGGUUUUGAAUCCGUAGCCCAAGGAGAAGAGAAGAAAAAGGAGGAGGAAAAUAGAUACUGGGGAAACCGUAAAUGUAUGGGCGGUACACCCAGGAGCUGGGUGUGUAUGCCAAGGAGGAAGCGGCCCGCCUACGGGAUGGAGGUGUACGGGAUGGUGGAGGACUGCGGAGGAACACUAGCGUUCGCAGUCGUGCUGCAGAUCUGCUGGAGUAUGAGAAAGACCCCUGUGCAAAGUGCCAUAUGUGUGCGUCUCGUUGCCAGAAGUUCCUGAUCUCGCGAGUGGGGGAGGACUGGAUCUUCCUUAUUCUGCUUGGGCUGCUCAUGGCUCUGGUCAGCUGGGUCAUGGACUACGCCAUCGCUUUCUGCCAAGAAGCACAGAAGUGGAUGUAUGGUGGAUUGGACAGUAACAUGCUUCUGCAAUACAUCGCCUGGGUCACCUACCCUGUAGUGCUCAUCACUUUCUCAGCGGGAUUUACACAGAUACUGGCCCCUCAGGCUGUUGGUUCAGGUAUUCCUGAGAUGAAGACGAUACUGAGGGGCGUCGUCCUGAAGGAGUACCUGACGUUCAAGACGUUCGUGGCCAAAGUCAUCGGCCUGACCUGUGCUCUGGGCAGUGGGAUGCCUCUGGGAAAGGAGGGCCCCUUCGUUCAUGUUGCCAGUCUGUGCGCCGCUCUCCUGAGUAAAGUCAUGGCUCCUCUUUUCGGAGGGAUUUAUAUGGAAGAGCCCUUUGAGGGAAGCAAGAACGAGCUGAGGAACACGGAGAUGCUGUCGGCUGCCUGUGCAGUGGGAGUGGGCUGCUGCUUCGCUGCUCCUAUUGGAGGGGUGCUGUUCAGCAUUGAGGUCACUUCCACGUUUUUUGCGGUGAGGAACUACUGGAGGGGCUUCUUUGCUGCCACCUUCAGCGCCUUCAUAUUCAGAGUGCUGGCAGUGUGGAACCAGGAGGAAGAGACCAUCACUGCUCUCUUUAAGACCCGUUUCCGUCUUGACUUCCCGUUUGACCUUCAGGAGCUGCCGGCGUUCGCCAUCCUCGGGAUUGCCUGUGGUUUUGGUGGCGCUCUCUUUGUCUACCUGAACCGGCUGAUUGUGGAGUGCAUGAGGAAGCAGAAGACUAUUAACAAGUUCUUGCUCAGGAAUCCCUCUCUUCCUGUCAGGCGUCUGGUGUAUCCCGCUCUCGUCACCCUGCUGGUCUCCACUCUCACGUUCCCUCCAGGCUUAGGGCAGUUCAUGGCGGGACAGCUGACGCAGCAUGAGUCUCUGGUCGCUCUGUUUGACAACCGUACGUGGUGCCGCCAGGGCGUGGCGGAGGAGUUUGAUUACAUCAGCCACCACAACGGCUGGAAACAUCCGCAGGUCAAUGUCUUCAUCACCCUCGUCCUCUUCAUCGUUAUGAAGUUCUGGAUGUCUGCUGUGGCCACCACCAUGCCUGUUCCAUGCGGGGCGUUUAUGCCAGUCUUUCUCAUCGGUGCAGGAUUUGGCAGACUUGUUGGAGAGGUCAUGGCAACCAUGUUUCCUGAUGGCAUACAUGCUGAUGGCAGCGUGUAUCCCAUAGUUCCCGGUGGUUAUGCUGUAGUUGGUGCUGCAGCGCUGUCUGGAGCGGUCACCCACACUGUAUCCACAGCGGUCAUAGUGUUUGAGCUGACCGGUCAGAUCUCUCACAUCCUGCCUGUGAUGAUCGCUGUUAUCCUGGCCAAUGCCGUGGCCCAAUCGCUCCAACCAUCACUCUACGACUCGAUCAUUCGCAUCAAGAAACUCCCUUAUCUGCCUGAACUUGGCAUGGGACAUCACGAGAAGUAUAAUAUCCGUGUGGAGGACAUUAUGGUCAGGGAUGUGCGCUACAUCACUCUGAACUCUUGCUACCGGGACCUGCAGGAGAUGCUGCUGACUGGUCAGCUCAAGACGCUCGCCCUGGUUGAGUCCAGGGAGUCCAUGAUCCUGCUGGGCUCUAUCGAGCGUCUACAGCUCCAGUCGCUGCUCUCUGUUCAGCUGGGCCGCCAACAGAGGCUUGAAUACCUCCGCCAACUUGCCCAGGACAACGGCACCCAGGAUCACCUGCCCAGCCUCACCACCGACAGCACGCCCAGCUCUCCCUGCUCCCACAUCAACGCCUCCACCACCAGUCGCCAAGCGGUCCGCUUCCUGAUCUCCACAGAGGAGUCUACCUCGUUCAGCCCUGUGAUUGCCAACGCUCAACUUCCUCUGAAAUCCGCCUUGAAGACUGUGUCCGCCAUCAGCGACACAGAGACGCCAAAUAGUUCUCAGACACUGUCCUGUGCUGACCACGAUAAGGAUCUAAUGGAGGACUCUACUGAAACGGAAGAUGGCAUGACUCCAUCAGACAUAGCAGAGUGGGAGGAGCAGCAGCUCGACAAGCCGGUGGAUUUCAAGAACUGCAAGAUUGAUCCCGCUCCCUUCCAGCUGGUGGAGCAAACAUCUCUGCAUAAGACCCACACUAUCUUCUCUCUGCUGGGUCUGGACCACGCCUACGUGACCAGCAUGGGACGUCUGGUUGGAGUCGUCUCUCUCAAAGAGCUGCGUAAGGCCAUCGAGGGCUCGGUGACGGUGACUGGAGUGAAGGUGCGCCCCCCGCUGGCCAGUUUCCGUGACAGUGGGAACAGCUCGAACGUGUCCGAGGUAACAGAACUACACAAGCUGUGCAUUCGCCACAGGGGGCUUUCAUUGCCCCGGGAACCAAAACGUCCAGAUGUGCAGAACCAGCCUGACCUCACGUACCAAGAGAUCCCCAUCAACUUCUCGGACCAAGCAAACCUGCAGUUUGAGACGAGCCCUGGUGACGCCUCGAGUAAGUCGUCAGAGCUGGUGCUCCAGGAGAGCCCGUCGUUCACCGAGGACCAAUCAGAGUUCACUUUUGACUGCAGCCCCUCCCACACUGAGGAGUCAGAGCUGGCCUGUGACUAUGACCCACUCACACACACUCCUGAGCCGGAUCCCCCCGAGCAAGAACAGAGGAGCCUGUCUCUGAACAAGGACCAAUCAGAACCUGAGGGAGAGGGUACCCCCGCCCACACUAAGGACCAAUCAGAAUGACCAGAGGGGAUCCUCGCUGCCACCUCGUGAAUGUCGACGUUUCUUACAUUCGUAGAGGUUGCUCUCACCUCCCAGUCCAGCCUAGAUACCGUGUUUCUAACGUUGUGUGAACGAGUGAGUGAGAAUGAGUACAUGUGACUUAUCAUCAUCAUCAUGUUGUUUCUGUCAAACCAUGCAGUUCCCUGUUUUUAAAGGAUAAAGCUGGUUUUACUCUAUAUUUUUAUAACUCAACAAAUCCCCUGAAAACAUCAAAACCGCGUAAAGCUGCAAUGAGAAGACUCUAGUACAUUUGCGCUUGUAGGUGGGUCACAUAGCUGUGGGGCCAAUACUGGAAGUCGGAGAGUACUACCGUUUGUAUAAAUAAAAACUAUACAAAGCCUUUUGUGGCUUCAGAAAUCCUUCAUGAAAUCCGAUUCAAUUGGCAAGUCAGAUUCAGAGAAGUGAGACUAUCAGACCUCUGUAGGUUGUCUUCUUUGCUUGCAUCUACAUUAGCCACAGCUAAAAUAAGAACAAUCUGCUGCAUUAAUUGUGAACCUUUAUUUAGGUUGUCCCUUGUGAGUCGGACAAUGUUAAAGGAGUGCAAUACUCAAUCAGUGGAGAUCUAGAGAUUUUGAUCAUGUCACCCGAUGUUCAUCUACAGAAGUAGUUUGUCAUCAUGGAAUAGUAGAUGUUAAAAUAUCCCUUCUUUUUUUUCACUGAUCAUUAACCAAUGUUAAAUUGUGUGUCUUAAAUUGAGUACAACUGCAGUUUCCAAGGUUAAGAACGACCUUUGAAGCUCUCUGUUUAGGUGCCAAUAAUCAAAAGCUUAUGCACAUAAUUAUGGUACUUUACGUGACAUUAUUUUAAACCCUUCAGCAAGCUGGGUACUGUAAUCUAUAAUACUCAAACGUAAGUAACUAGUGCAUUCGUUGGGGACUCAUUUUAGCUCUUUUUUUUAUGGUGGGCUACAAAUACACUAGUUUUGUCUUUUCAUGGGGUUUUAUUGACAGUAAGAAAAAUGUAGAAUAUAGCCAUCUGCGUGUUUUGUGUGUGUGCAAGAGACAUUUUUUACUUUCCAUACUCAGAUAUUGGACUCUUAAACAUAUUUUGAGUCUUCAUGCCAAAAUAAAAUCCAGUUAUCAUGUCUUCAACUACGUUAGCUCUUGGAGAAUAAAAGUCACACACAAAUCAUGGAGGGUGAUAACUAAUAUAUAGACAAGAAAGCACAGAAGAACAAAUUAGCACAUGAUGGUAUGAUUUGAAACUACUACCUAUUCACUAUAAGUGGACCAAUACACUACAGAGUGGCUGAUAAUAUUAAAACAUAAAAGUGUUGGAUGAUAUGCAAUAAAUAUACAGUAAUAAUGCAGUAAAAGAGGGUUUAAUAGCAAAUGCGUCAUCGUUAGUUUGUCCAGACUCCAUUGUUUAAUUACCACACACCAUUUACUGCCAAAUAAUGGUGUCCAUAUCACCUCUAAAAUCCCCAAAUCAGCACAGAUCUAGCGUUCAAAGGCAGUUUCCAAAGGUCUGCCGAGCUUAGAAACAGGGUUCCAAGUAAUGGUGAAGCACAUUGUAAUUAGCAUGAGUAUAAUUUACUGCACAUGUAGCCUGGUUUGGCUUUAGAGGGGCUGAUUUAUUAAGGGCAAUGUCGACUGUCUGUGACUUAUACUGCCUCUACAUUUCUGCUAUGUGAAUUUAAUUGUGUGUUUAAAUGUGAUUCUAGCACGAUAAAGGAACAACAUUUGAGCUCCGAGUGAACGGAGGAAAACUGGCUGUAUCUUUAUGAGAGUACAUGUAAUCCAGCCUGGCCUCUAUCGCCAAAAGAGCAAACUGUGUUUGAGUCCUUGUUAAGACCCUUAAAUGGAUGUAUGUAUUUUAUUUUCAUGCAACAAUUUUCAAGCCAUAUUUCAAUCCUGUGUGAUGUCAUCGCAGCACACCAACUCCGGCACAUUUUUUUCUGUAUAAACAUUUGUGCAUUGAUUUAAAAACGUCUUAACUUUUCGUUAGUAUAUAGGAUGUGACGUAGAGCUCGCCAUAUAGGACAAAGUAUAAGGAGUUAAAUGUAGAGAGUGUAUAAGCUAAUUUGCAGCGUAUAUAGUUAAGCAAUAAGUCUGUAGUCUCUCCCUUUAUAUGGCACACUGGCCUGUAUAUGCUUUGUACAUAUGAAAAUACACGGAUGAGAUCUACGUACAUGAUAUUGUACAUAGGAGAAUUAUGCAUUUGAAAUCCAACAGCCAUUGUUAUUUUUCAGAGGACAUGAAAUUGUUUUUGUACAUGAGUGAAUGACUAAAUUAA